AUGCAAUUGCUGUCGUUCAUUCCACUGGUCCUUGUAGCAGCUUCGUUUGCAGCCCCCGCAAAGCCUGAGAACGAUUUCGCUUGCUGCAAAAACGUCUCCUUAGACGACCUUUCAGGCCUUCCAGCACCUCAACAACCCGUCCGCUUCCUCCUUCUCGGUGUGGGGACGCAAAACUAUACCUGCUCGAGCGCAGGUACCUUUUCCUCGGCUGGCGCUGUCGCCAAACUUUUCGAUAUCACGUGCAUAUCCAGCUCGCCUGAUUUCUCCAAGCUCACCAGCGAUACAUACGACCUUUGGACCAAAGCACCACCAUCAACUUCCGCCGCAGACGCCAUCAGGAGGAGAGUCGAUGUCAGAUACCCUUUCGGGGACCACUACUUCAUCGCCAGCCCGUCCGGAACUGGUAUCAGUCCCAAAUGGGACGCUACCUCGGGGGCGUUCAAUGGAAACACUCAAGCCUUUAUGAUCGGUGCCAAAUCUGCAAGUGUAGCAGCUCCAACCGGGAGUGCCGAUGUCGAUUGGCUAUACAUGACGAAGGUGGACGGUUCUCUUGCAGACGAAAUCUAUCGUACCGACACCAGAGGCGGACAACCAUUGCCAUCGUGCACCCCUGGUCAAUCUGCCACCGUUAAGUAUACCGCGUUGUACUACUUCACUGGUGGAAGCGUUUGA
Molecule: messenger RNA, 672 nt
Organism: Marasmius oreades (fairy-ring Marasmius)
Lineage: Eukaryota; Fungi; Basidiomycota; Agaricomycetes; Agaricales; Marasmiaceae
Exons: 4
Coding region: 1-672 (223 amino acids)
Source: RefSeq, a predicted model, not a curated record